This is a messenger RNA of Lodderomyces orthopsilosis Co 90-125, 585 nucleotides long. RefSeq names its product dihydrofolate reductase (gene DFR1). The transcript has a single exon. Lineage: Eukaryota; Fungi; Ascomycota; Pichiomycetes; Serinales; Debaryomycetaceae. The coding region runs from base 1 to 585 and encodes 194 amino acids. Gene Ontology annotation, biological process: tetrahydrofolate biosynthetic process; folic acid metabolic process; glycine biosynthetic process. The record is from RefSeq and is a predicted model, not a curated record. Gene Ontology annotation, molecular function: dihydrofolate reductase activity; NADP binding. Gene Ontology annotation, cellular component: mitochondrion.
AUGUCGAAGCCGGUUGUAACCAUCAUUGUUGCCGCACUCAAGCCAUUGUAUGGAAUAGGAUACCAAGGUAGCCUUCCGUGGCGAUUACGUAAAGAGAUGGCUUAUUUUAAGAGAGUUACAACGCGUACUAGUGACCCAUCAUUAAGAAACGCCGUGAUUAUGGGAAGGAAAACUUGGGACUCAAUACCAUCGAAGUUUAGACCCUUGCCUAGUAGGCUUAAUAUUAUAUUAUCCAGGUCAUUUGACAAUGAAGUGAUUGAUGAGAACCUUCUACAUGCAAAGUCGGUUCAAGACUCAUUACAGCUUGUAAAGGAUAAAAAUAUUGAACGCGUUUAUGUCAUUGGUGGGGCCGAGAUCUACAACGAGUUUAUCAAAAGUGGAUUAGUUGAUAACGUCUUAUUGACUGAAAUUGAACAUACUGAGACAGAGAAACUUGACAUGGACACAUUUUUGAAAUUUGAUGUAAAUCAAUGGACCAAACUGUCUAAAUCGGAAUUGAUUGGAUUCACGGGAGAGGAAGCGAUUGAUGAUGAUAUUCGAGAAGAUAAGUUUGUUUACAAUUACACAUUAUGGCAGAAACAAUAG